GGCAAGCCGUACGUCUUUGACCGCGUGUUCCCCCCGAACACCACGCAGGAGCAGGUGUACCACGCGUGUGCCAUGCAGAUCGUCAAGGAUGUUCUGGCCGGGUACAACGGCACCAUCUUUGCCUACGGACAAACGUCAUCGGGCAAGACCCACACCAUGGAGGUGGGGCAGCGGGCACCAUCUUCGCCUACGGACAAACGUCAUCGGGUGAGCAAGACGGGGGCUGAGGGGGCCGUGCUGGACGAGGCCAAAAACAUCAACAAGUCCCUGUCGGCGCUGGGCAACGUCAUCUCGGCGCUGGCCGAGGGCACGAAGGCGUACGUGCCCUAUCGCGACAGCAAGAUGACGCGGAUCCUGCAGGACUCUCUGGGCGGGAACUGCCGCACCACCAUGUUCAUCUGCUGCUCGCCCUCCAGCUACAACGACGCCGAGACCAAAUCCACGCUCAUGUUCGGCCAGAGUGCCCCCGAGUGCCCCCAGUGCCCCCCGAGUGCCCCCCGCGUGCCCCCCGAGUGCCCCCUGCACCUCACGGGGGCUGCGCUGGGGUCCCCAAAUCUGGGAGGGGAGGGGAGGCAGGAUGACGAGAUCAACCAGCAGAGCCAGAUCAUGGAGAAGCUCAAGCAGCAGAUGCUGGACCAGGAGGAGGUGCUGGCGGCGGCGCGCGGCGGGGGCGAGGCGGCGCGCCGGGAGCUGGCGGCGCUGCGGGCCGAGCACGGCGCGGCGCGGGCCGAGGUCACCGAGGCCCCUGUGUCCCCUGUGUCCCCUGUGUCCCCUCUGCCCCCUGUGACCCCUGAUGACGAGAUCAACCAGCAGAGCCAGAUCAUGGAGAAGCUCAAGCAGCAGAUGCUGGACCAGGAGGAGGUGCUGGCGGCGGCGCGCGGCGGGGGCGAGGCGGCGCGCCGGGAGCUGGCGGCGCUGCGGGCCGAGCACGGCGCGGCGCGGGCCGAGGUCACCGAGGUGCUGGCGGCGCUGGAGGAGCUGGCCCGGAGCUACGACCGCAAGGCCCAGGAGGCCGAGGACACCGGGCGCCACAACCGCCGGCUCGCCGACGAGCUGGCCCGCACCGAGGCCACCACGCUGUCGCUGGAGUCGGAGCUGUCGCGGGCGCGGGAGCUCGGGGGGCAGCAGCGGCGCCGCGCGGCCGAGGUGCUCAACGGGCUGCUGCGGGACCUGAGCGAGCUCAGCGCCCUCGUGGGCAGCGGCGACAUCAAACUGCCGGUGGAGGUGAGCGGGGCCAUCGAGGAGGAGUUCGCCGUUGCCCGGCUCUACAUCAGCAAGAUCAAGUCAGAGGUGAAGUCGGUGGUGAAGCGCUGCCGGCAGCUGGAGAGCCUGCAGGUGGAGUGCCACCGCAAGCUGGAGGUGACAGGGCGCGAGCUGUCCUCCUGCCAGCUCCUCAUCUCCCAGCACGAGGCGAAGAUCCGCUCGCUGACCGAGUACGCGCAGAGCCUGGAGCUGCGCAAGCGGCACCUGGAGGAGGCGCACGACGCGCUCGGGGAGGAGCUGGCCAGGCUGCAGGCGCAGGGUGGGGGCGCGGGGGGCGCGGGGCCGGUGGAGGUGAGCGGGGCCAUCGAGGAGGAGUUCGCCGUUGCCCGGCUCUACAUCAGCAAGAUCAAGUCAGAGGUGAAGUCGGUGGUGAAGCGCUGCCGGCAGCUGGAGAGCCUGCAGGUGGAGUGCCACCGCAAGCUGGAGGUGACAGGGCGCGAGCUGUCCUCCUGCCAGCUCCUCAUCUCCCAGCACGAGGCGAAGAUCCGCUCGCUGACCGAGUACGCGCAGAGCCUGGAGCUGCGCAAGCGGCACCUGGAGGAGGCGCACGACGCGCUCGGGGAGGAGCUGGCCAGGCUGCAGGCGCAGGAGGCUGCACAGGGGGCAGCUCGGAAGCAGCGAGAGCAGGAUGAGACCCAGGACACGGACGAGGUCAAGGCGGCGCUGGAGCUGCAGCUCGAGAGCCAGCGCGAGGCCCAGCACAAGCAGCUGGCGCGGCUGCGGGACGAGGUCAACGAGCGGCAGAAAACCAUCGACGAGCUGCGGGACCAGAACCAGAAGCUGGAGCUGGAGCUGGAGCGGCUGCGGGCGGAGCACGAGGCGCUGCGGGCGGAGGAGCGGGCCAAGGCGGCGCGGCUGCAGGAGCUCACGCUCCUCUACGAGCGCCACGAGCAGUCCAAGCAGGACCUCAAGGGGCUGGAGGAGACCGUGGCCCCCCCCCCCCACCCCGGGGAGGGCAAUAACCCCCCAAAUUCCUCUCUGCCCCCCUGGAAGCUCCCGGUCCUGCGGGUGGGGGCACCUUCCUACCUGCCCCCCCGGCUCGGCUGUGAGUGGGUGUGGAUGUGCCGGUGCCGGUACCGGCGUGUGCGGGUGUCGGUGCCGGGGCCGGUACCGGUGUGUGCGGUGCCGGUGCCGGGGCAGUGCGGGGACAGGGACAGGGGCAGGGCAGGCUCGGGUGGCACGGGCGGUGCCGCAGCGGGUCCGGGCGGGGUCCCAGUCCCGGUGGGGUCCCGGUGCCGGUUCUGCCGUGUCGCACAGCUGGUCCGUGGCAGCGCGGACCCCGCGUUGCGAGUCCCGGGGCGGGCGGGUGCGGAGCAGCUGGUCCGUGACAAUGCAGACCUGCGCUGUGAGCUUCCGAAGCUGGAGAAGCGGCUGCGCGCUACGGCUGGGCGAGUGCAGGCCCUGGAAGGGGCGCUGAGGGCGGCCAAGGAGGGGGCGCGCCUGGACAAGCGGCGCUACCAGCAGGAGGUGGAGCGGAUCCGCGAGGCCGUGCGGGCCCGGGGGGCGCGGAGGGGGCCCGGAGCCCACAUCGGUACGGGGGCACCGGCACCGGGGGGCGGGGGGCACGGAGCCCGCAUCGGUGCUGCCAGAGCCGGCUCCGCUCGCAUGUCCAGGUGUCACCCGUGUCCUGUGCUCGUGCCACGCUCGCCCCGUGCGGGGGGGGGCUGCCCCCCCCCAGGACCCCCCCGGGACCCCCCGAUCGGGGCUUGGGCCGCGGUGGGGGCGGCGCCGGGGCCGCCCGAGCUGCCUUAA
Molecule: messenger RNA, 3015 nt
Organism: Pyrgilauda ruficollis (rufous-necked snowfinch)
Lineage: Eukaryota; Metazoa; Chordata; Aves; Passeriformes; Passeridae
Product: kinesin heavy chain-like
Exons: 23
Biological process (GO): microtubule-based movement
Molecular function (GO): microtubule binding; ATP binding; microtubule motor activity
Source: RefSeq, a predicted model, not a curated record